UGCAUCCUGGGGCCUAACACGCGAUUGGUCUGUAGGAGGGGGAGAGCAGGUUUUCGGAGCCGCAGGCCAAUGAACGUCGCUUGUGGGUGGGUUUGAAGAGACUAGGGAGUGUUUUCCCCCUUCUCCCCCCACCCUCCCAUUCCUCCUCUUUCCCCUCCCUCCCCCAGUUUAGUAAAUUAAUGCAGCGAGAAAGUCCGAGGAACUGAAGGAGUCCUGUCUUGGGGGGAGAUGGGGAGAUUGGAGGCCAACACCGACAAGUAAAAAAGAAAGAGACUGCUGGAAGAAUUCUCCUUUCCUGCCCAACUGGACCGCCAUGGAGCACCCCCAACCACUGAAACUUGCCCCGAGCCCUCUCGCGUCUCCAGCCCCAAGCGAUGGGACACCUGCCCUGCAGCGAUCAUAACUUAUCUGGCGGGUGGGGGGGUGGGGGGAACGGAGAAGCAGGAAUCGCGAGGCGACAGACAGCAGCCAGCCUGGAGGUAGGGGAGCGAGCCUUCCCGGACUCUGCCUGAUACAUUCCCUGGGAUUUAACUGAAGCAAACACCCAGCGCCAACCACCUUCCAGCCACUCAUCUCGUUUCCCAACCCUCUUGCCAGCGCCAGAGCCGAAAGCCUUUCCCAAUACACGAUGUUUGCCGGGUCCAGCAGUCCAAGGCCAACCUUUUGAUCUCCACAGGAGAAAUAUUUUUUCUUCACCUUGCCGGGAUCUGUCCGUUUAAAUAGAAAAAGGAGGAGGGGGAGAACAAUAAAAGGAAACAAGUCCACCCUAAAUACACCAACUCAGCCCCUCCACCCUACCGCGGCAGGGAGCGAUCAACCAAGCUAUAGAGUUUAUUAAACGGCAAUACUCUCUCCCUGGUCUGAAAGACUGAGAGCCAGGCGCUAUCCGUGGUCCUGAAAUUCACCUCCUUUUCCUUUGGGGGUUCCACCCCCAACAGCUGGAUUGUACUUUUUUUAAUCGCCAGUGGAAAAGUCCCCGCACUUGAUUCACCUGGUUUUGUAAGUGCCAAUCCUAAACAUCUUUUCUGUCCCUAAAACUCGUGGACUACAAAAGCAUCGGACCUGGGAAAAUGUGCAGCUUUAAUACACUUAGACUGUACCUUUGGGAGACGAUUGUAUUCUUCAGUCUGGCUGCUUCCAAGGAAGCUGAGGCUGCAGCCCGCUCUGCACCCAAGCCUAUGUCUCCCUCGGAUUUUCUGGAUAAGCUGAUGGGGAGAACCUCAGGAUAUGAUGCCAGGAUCAGACCUAAUUUUAAAGGUCCCCCAGUCAAUGUGAGCUGCAACAUUUUCAUCAACAGUUUUGGUUCCAUUGCUGAAACAACUAUGGAUUAUAGGGUCAACAUCUUCUUGCGUCAGCAGUGGAAUGACCCUCGAUUGGCCUACAAUGAGUACCCAGAUGAUUCCUUGGAUCUGGACCCAUCCAUGUUGGACUCCAUCUGGAAGCCAGACUUGUUCUUUGCCAAUGAGAAGGGAGCCCAUUUCCAUGAGAUUACCACUGACAAUAAGCUCCUGCGCAUCUCCAGGAAUGGCAAUGUUCUCUACAGUAUCAGGAUUACACUGACUCUAGCCUGUCCCAUGGAUUUGAAGAAUUUUCCCAUGGAUGUCCAGACAUGCAUUAUGCAACUGGAGAGCUUUGGCUACACCAUGAAUGACCUCAUCUUCCAGUGGCAAGAACAAGGUGCAGUGCAAGUGGCUGAUGAUUUAACUCUGCCUCAGUUUAUCCUGAAAGAAGAAAAGGAUUUGCGAUACUGCACUAAGCAUUAUAACACAGGCAAAUUCACUUGCAUAGAGGCUCGCUUCCACUUAGAGCGGCAGAUGGGCUACUAUCUGAUCCAAAUGUAUAUCCCCAGCCUGCUCAUUGUCAUCCUUUCCUGGAUCUCCUUCUGGAUCAACAUGGAUGCUGCACCUGCUCGGGUGGGAUUGGGUAUCACCACAGUGCUCACCAUGACCACUCAGAGCUCUGGCUCUAGAGCAUCUUUACCUAAGGUCUCCUAUGUGAAAGCCAUUGACAUUUGGAUGGCAGUGUGUCUGCUCUUCGUGUUCUCAGCACUGUUGGAAUAUGCUGCUGUCAACUUCGUGUCCCGGCAGCACAAAGAGCUACUCAGGUUCAGGAGGAAACGGAGACACCACAAGAGCCCUAUGCUGAAUCUGUUUCAGGAGGAUGAAGCCGGGGAGGGGAGGUUCAACUUCUCUGCUUACGGGAUGGGCCCAGCCUGUCUACAGGCCAAGGAUGGCAUCUCUGUCAAGGGAGCCAACAACAACAACACGGGCAACCCUCCACCGCCACCUUCCAAGUCCCCAGAGGAGAUGCGCAAGCUUUUCAUCCAAAGGGCCAAGAAGAUUGACAAGAUGUCCCGGAUUGGCUUCCCCAUGGCCUUCCUCAUCUUCAAUAUUUUCUAUUGGAUCAUCUACAAGAUUGUCCGCAGGGAGGAUGUCCACAACCAGUGAGGGGAAGGGCUGUGGAAGCUCGGGUAGUAGGGGCAGGGAGAGCACGGCACAAGGAGAAAAGACCCAAGGGAAGCAGAGGGAGAGGAAGGGCUCUCCCAGAACAUGUGCAAUAGCAAUGCAGAAAUGCAUGAAUUUCCGAAUGUGGCAAUAUCUAUUUAAACAUGGGGAGGGGUGAUGAGGGUGGGGGGUGGGGAGGGGGUGGGGAGAUUUUUCCUAUAUAGGAACUGGCAAGAAUGAAUGGAGAUGGAAGAGAAGUUUUACAAACUAGAGUCCAGGGGCUAUAGGCAGUUGGUAGUUUUCUACUUGGGGAGGGGGGCACAAUUUGCCCCAGGAAAGCAGUGUAAUAUAUAAGCUAUAUAUUCUUGCUUAAUUAUUAUGCAAAAAGAUCUUUUCAAUUUUUAGCCUAUUAACUGCUUAGAUUUUAAAGUCACUGGAGUGACUGACAAUUUUCCAAGAGUGGGAACAGCUGCAAUGACCUUAAGCUGAUAGUCAUGUGCCCUUUCCCUCUUUCCAUACCCCUCCCAAGGUCAUUCUUAUUUACAAAUAGAUUUGGAUAGAUUGUUGUGAUCCAAAGUCAUUUAUCUCUACUUUGGAAGGUUGCUUGGGAUGGGGGAUAGGAGGUGUUAGAAUGAAAAGAGAAUUGACAGAGAGAUCCAGAGUCAUGGGAAAACCUGGGGAACAAGGCCACUGGUUCUUUGUAUCCUAUAGCUAAAGAUGUAGCAGGCCCAUGUCUCUGAGUUUCAUAUUCCCAUAACUCCACACAUCAUCCACCUCUUCCUCCACCUCCUCCCCAGGAAAACAAACACAAAAGUGGUGGUCACAACUUUCUCCUUGGAAAUGUGACCAAUAUGCAAUUUUUUAUGAUUUAAAAAAACGUUUUCCAAAAAAUGCGGCUAAGUGUAAAAGGAUGCCAUUUUUGUAAAUGUCUAUGUUUUCUUCAUAUCUCUUUGGAAUUGCAAGGAGGUGUAUGCAUGAAGUCUCUGGAAAGAAUAGACUUAAGACCUAGAUGUUCUAUGAAGAUUAGCUUUAAAGAGGAAAGGGCAGUGGGGAAAUUGCCCCUGGCCUGGCAGAGAAAGGCCAGUCAUUAUUUUCUGACAUUUCAUAGAUCAGUAGUAAUAUGGAAAAUGGGGGAAACAACCCAAUUAUAUUUUUAUAAGUCAGUUUGGGUUUGGGGUAGGGGUUUUCUGUUUGGUUCCAUUUCAUUUGUUGUUUUAUGUCUAAGAAAGUCAGACUUGAAUUUCUCUCUACAAGAGGGAAAGUGUUCGGGGGCACUGCUGCCCAAAGACGGGUUAUCCUCACAGGGAUGGUGGAAAGUGAGGAUUUGAAGGAUGGAAGCCAUCUGACCCCUAGCACUGCCAGACCUGAAGUAGGUUUGUCAGGCAAUGCACAGCACUAGUCUUCGCAGCCCUCCAGCUCUCAAGUUGUAGUGGCUCCAGCCUGGCUGUAGUGACUUGGAAGCUGGGGUUCUAUGUUUUCCUUUGCACUUUAGUAUCUUGGCUUCAAAUGAGAGCAGCAAUUAGUUUGAUUGAUAGUUGACAAUCAAUGCAGCGCUUUGUGUCUUGAGGGCUCAAGAGACAGAAAUAAUAGUCCCUACCAGUAAAUAAGAGUGUAGGGAACUUAAAACAGGACAUCAUAAGAAACUAGCUCAUUUCUAAGAUUGAUCACCUUUUCUCUGGGGAAUUUCUCCCAUUAACUGCAACAGAACUGAUAAGUCUCCAUGGACUAUUAGAGGUUUGAGUCAAGUGACUCACAAAGUAGAAAAAUAGCCUUGCAAUAAGAUUAGAAAAAUAGACUAUGCAGCAAAAUUUUUGUCUCUGAACAUGCAAAAAGGCUAAAUAUCUGCCUGCCUUUGAUUUCAUUUAGCUAGAUAGAUACAGAUAUUGAAACCUAAGAUGAGACUUUGAAACCCUUCUCCUCGAGCAUAAACCAAGUUAGGUGUGAGUCAGUGGAGCACAGGGUUUAAAGGGGAAUCUGCAAUUCCUCCUGUAGGCACCCUGGACCUUGAAUCAGAACACAGGAGAAAGAUUGUGACUGAUGCUUCUAGUCCUGCAAUGGGAUAUCUUAUCUUCUGAGUUGUUAUUUGGGUCCCCUUCAUGAGUAUUACAUUCAUUUUAUUUUAAAAUGAAUGAGAAAGAGAAGGAAAGGAGAAAGGGAAAGAAGAGGCCCUCAAAUCAUGGCACCAAAUUCAUUAUUUCUGAGUUCUGGAUUACAGAGGAAUAGGAGCUGGAAUCUCCAAGGUAAAAAGGGAGAAUACCAGUUGAUCUCUUAACAUUUUACUAGAAUUCUUAAAUUCCAAAUGAUAUUUCUCUCCACCUUUCCCUUUCUAUCCUGGGCCUCUGGCAAUCUUGAGACAGAAAUCACAAGAAUUUUAGGUGUAUCUGAUUGGACCUUAAAAGAGCAGCCAAAGUUAGUGCUGCCACUAGUAAGCUUGUUGAAUUAUUGGGCCCAAAUCAGAGAGAGAUAAAUUAGUUGUGUCCACUGAUACAAUAAUCACCUGAAACACUUCCUUAGGGGGAAUUCUACUGGACUUUUUUUCAUGGACUAUUUUGCUGAAGUGGCUGACAAGGGAAAAUAAAUCUGAAUGCUUGGGUUCAUCUGAUGAAAACUAAUCAAAUGAGGUUUCAUUUUACUUUUAAUCCUGGCUUCUGCUUCUCUUUCAUUUUCAAACCUUUUUGCUUGACUUCUUGGAAAGUUACUUCCCCUCUCUCUGGGUCUCACAAUUUCUUAUCUUAAAAAAAAAAAAAAAAAAAAAAAAAAAAAAAAAGGUAGGAUUGGAUGAGACUCUUAUAGAUCUAACAUUUAAGAAUUCUAGGUUUUGUUUCCAAUUUUAAUAUUCUAUAUUAAUAUUAGUUACUUUUCUGGGCCCUGUCAGGAAGUUUUGUUCCUUUCUAUUGAAGCAUUAGAGAGUAAAACACAUGUCUCAAAAAUUAUUUCAAAGUUCUAUAGCACCCUCAGUGUCCAAAGACAAUGUGUCCAGAUUUACAGGAAAUACAGCAACUCCUGGAUCCAUUUUCUCGCUAUAGAUCAGUUUCUUAAACUGUGGAUUGUGACCCCAUAUGGGGUCUCAUAAAUGAAUG
Sarcophilus harrisii (Tasmanian devil) is the source of this 5524-nucleotide messenger RNA. It is a transcript of the gene GLRA1, whose product is annotated as glycine receptor alpha 1. Lineage: Eukaryota; Metazoa; Chordata; Mammalia; Dasyuromorphia; Dasyuridae. Gene Ontology annotation, biological process: regulation of membrane potential; chemical synaptic transmission; chloride transmembrane transport. The record is from RefSeq and is a predicted model, not a curated record. The transcript is spliced from 9 exons. Gene Ontology annotation, cellular component: plasma membrane; neuron projection; postsynaptic membrane. Gene Ontology annotation, molecular function: transmitter-gated monoatomic ion channel activity; extracellularly glycine-gated chloride channel activity; transmembrane signaling receptor activity. Bases 1071 to 2447 code for a protein of 458 amino acids.